AUGCCUCAGUGGGGCUGCCUCCUGGCGCUGCUGGCGCUGCUGGCAGCGCCAGUGGCUGCCCAGAUCAGCAAUCCGGUGGCGCACGACUCCAACAUGAACACCACCGGCAACAAGUUCCUCAAGCGGGAGGCCUCCGCCGACGUGCGGAUUGGCACCGGCACGCACGAGGCGGAGGACGAGGAGCUGGAUGACGUGUGCCCCCAGAACAUCGCGCUCAAGUGGCACGCCGAGGCGUCGUCAGCCAUCUACGCCACGCCGCUCAUCACAGACCUGUUCAGCGACGGGCGCAGGGACGUGGUGGUCCCCGCCUUCCUGCACCAGCUGGAGGUGUUUGAGGGGCGGGACGGCGCCAAGGCUCCCGACUUUGAGGCCUUCCACCACUCCACCACCCACACCUCCCCGCUCAUGCACGACAUCGACCUGGACGGCGUGCCCGACAUCGUGGUGGCCACAUACGACGGCGAGAUCCUGUUCUUCAAGGACACGGUGCGCCAGGGGUGGUGCCUGGUGGCGGCGGCGGCGGGCGAGGAGGCGGCGACGCGGCUGACCAUCCCGCGCCUGCGGGUGCGCCGCGACUGGCACAAGGGCCUGAACCCAGACCCCAAUGACCACAGCCAGCCUGACAUUGGCAAGGGGGACGGCAUUGCUCAGGGAGGACCCGGCGACGUGAAGCAGGCAGCUCAGCAGGAGGGACAGCAGCAGCAGCAGCAGCAGCAGCAGGCCCAGCAGGCCGGCACCAAGCAGCAGCGCCGGCGGCUGAUGGAGGAUACGUCUGGCCAGCAGCAGCCGCAGGACCAGCAGCAGCAGGACCACCAGCAGCAGCAGGACAACCAGCAGCAGCAGGACAACCAGCAGCAGCAGGCUGCCCCACAGGAUCAGCAACCGCAGCAGCAGCAGCAGGCUGCGCCUCAGGACCAGCAGCAACAGCAGCAGCAGGCAGCCCCUGUGGACCAGCAGCAGCACCAGCAGGGCCAGCAGCAGGCUGCCCCUGUGAACCAGCAGCAGCAGCAGCAGGGCCAGCAGCAGCAGGCUGCCCCACAGGACCAGCAGGGCCAGGGGCAGGGCCAGGGCGGCGCUGUGGGCGUGGAGGAGGGCGAGGCGCUGUCGGAUGAGGCCGCCGACUCCUUCAACGAGCUGUUUGGGGAGGGCGAGGAGGACGACACGUUUGGGGGCGGCGCCGCCUUCCGGGACGUGGAUGAUGGCAGCGACGCCGUGUUUGAGGGUGCGGAGGACGACGGCGGCGGCGCUGGCGAGGGCGCCACCCCCGGCGCCGGCAGCGAGCAGGCGGCCGCGCAGGCGCACGAGGGCGCCGGCCAGAAGCCGCGCCUGCCGGGGCAGGACGUGCGGCGCGUGGGGAAGGGCCACCGCGGCAAGCAGGAGCGGCCGCACGGCUGGGACCACGAGGCCAUGUGA
Molecule: messenger RNA, 1413 nt
Organism: Chlorella variabilis
Lineage: Eukaryota; Viridiplantae; Chlorophyta; Trebouxiophyceae; Chlorellales; Chlorellaceae
Exons: 5
Coding region: 1-1413 (470 amino acids)
Source: RefSeq, a predicted model, not a curated record